Molecule: messenger RNA, 2589 nt
Organism: Puccinia graminis f. sp. tritici CRL 75-36-700-3
Lineage: Eukaryota; Fungi; Basidiomycota; Pucciniomycetes; Pucciniales; Pucciniaceae
Exons: 9
Coding region: 336-2066 (576 amino acids)
Biological process (GO): aldehyde metabolic process
Cellular component (GO): cytoplasm
Molecular function (GO): aldehyde dehydrogenase (NAD+) activity
Source: RefSeq, a predicted model, not a curated record
GAUGUAGUAUGUAGUCCGGAUACAAGCCGCACUACAAAGACGGCUCUUAACACCACGAUAUCGUGACUGGGGAUUGAUGGUGAGGGCUGAUGAAGGAGGGUGUUGUGUUGAAUUGGAUGGAGAGUUGCAGACUUCGGAGGACCAUCUGAUGAAAUACAUAACGACUUGCUUGCUGUUCGGUUCCUUUUUGAAUCAUCGAAUGUAUGCGCCCAGCGGACCAGCACAGCAGCAGUUCACACCCACCCCACAGGAUAAAGUUCCAAAUUGAAAAAUAAAUAGUUCCUCUUGACCGUGUCGAGUGCCUCCGUAUCCACUGCUACUUUCAACUUUCCAUAAUGUCUUCAACAUCUCCCUUGGAGUUCACCCCAACCGAACAAAUCAAAGAGAUUUACGCAACCGUCUCUCAAGGCCAUUCCAGUGGUAUCACCAAAUCCUACGAAUGGAGAGAGCAUCAACUCAAACAACUAGGUUAUCUAUUGCAAGAGAAUGAAUCUCUUCUGGAGGAAGCUCUCACCAUUGAUCUUGGCAGACCAAACCUUGAAAAUCACGUGGGCGAGUUGGUGGGGACGAGAAACGAGGUCCUCUCUGCGUUGAAAAAUCUCAAGAAAUGGAUCAAGCCUCAAAGUGUGAAGACCGAGCUUACUUGGCUGAUUGCCAAACCUCGGGUCUCUCAUGAACCCAAAGGGAUCGUGGCAAUUUUCGGAGCUUGGAACUAUCCUGUAGCGGUACUGUUUGGUCCACUCGUCGGUGCAAUCGCUGGCGGAAACUCCAUCAUUCUCAAACCCUCUGAAAACUGUCCUGCGACCAGCAACCUCAUGACAACCUUGGUCCGAAAAUACUUGGAUCCUCGGAACAUCUGUGUCGUCAAUGGUGGCCAAGAGCAAAGUACUGCCCUGCUUGAUUGCCGAUUUGACCACAUCUUCUUCACGGGUGGGACUUCCAUCGGUAAGAUUAUUGCACUUAAGGCUGCUGAGACAUUGACCACUACUACACUGGAGCUAGGUGGAAAGUCUCCUGUAGUCGUCUUGGACGAUGCUGAUUUUUUGGUGGCGGCCAGGAGAAUCCUUUGGGCGAAAGGCUUGAAUGCAGGUCAAACUUGCAUUGCACCUGAUUAUGUCUUGGUUUCGGAACAAAGCGAAUCAAAACUUAUUGCAGCCAUGAAGCAGGUUCUGAAGGAAUUUUUCCCGCCCGAUGCUCAAGGAGACAAGGCCUCCACUAAUCGGGACACCACCGACCCGUCAGAUUCGAAAUUCUGCAAAAUCAUCAACCAAAGACAUUUCGAUCGACUUAACAGCUACCUCAGUCAAACCAAGGGUGAAAUUGUCAAAUUGGACUUGAAUAGUUCCGCCCAGCCGGAAUCAGCCGAUCCUGCUUCGCUGAAGAUACCACUUACACUGAUACGCAAUGUCCAACACGAUGAUAUUCUAAUGGAAAACGAGUUGUUUGGGCCAUUGUUGCCUAUCUUGACGUAUAACAAUGACCACGAAGAUAUUGUGCAAUGCCUUCAUAGAAUCAGUCAAUCCGCCCCCUUGGCACUCUAUGCCUUUGGUCAAAGCGAAGAAAAGUUGGAAUUUAUUCGCAGACAAACUAAAUCUGGGCAAUUCGUCUGCAACGAUCUCUUAAUCCAAUUCAACAUCCCCGGCUUGCCUUUUGGCGGAGUAGGAGCAUCGGGUCUCGGAAACUAUCAUGGAUACUAUUCAUUCCUCGCGUUUACGUAUGAACGCCCGAUGGUGAACUUCCCAUUCUGGGCUGACGUAUUACUCAAGAGUCGGUACCCGCCCUACACGAGCUUUAAGUUUAAGUUUAUGCAAGCCGUCUUAGGCCCGUCCAAAUUGAAAGGCAAAUCGAACCCCAAUCCGCCCGCGCUGACGGAUCCACUGGACUUCAAACGUCUCUUGGAUCCAUCCUCAACCGGAUGGCUUGCUAAGAUCCCCGUGAAGUUGAGCUUGAUGGCUCUGCUCUUCGCCUUCUAUUGCUCGCGUCGCCAAGAUUCUCUCGGCCAAAAAGGAUUAUUCAAUUCUUUCAAAAAAGUGCAAGAUCAAGUAAAACAGUUUAUCUCUUCUUGAUCUCUCAGUUUUACUCACUCAAGCCAGUUAAACUCGAUAUGUCUUCUCCAGUCUUCUGAAAGAUGUCGAUAACCAAAAACUUGGGCGCAAGAAAUCUUCAAACUACCUAUAGCCCCAAAGCAUUUUCUAUCUCUCUCUUGUUCAUCAUCACUGAUCACCAACACUUACACGCAAAAAAAACUCGAAUUAUCGCCUCGACCUUUUGUCCCUUGUACAGUCUUACCUAACUGGCCGUGUAUUUAUCUUUUAUCCUGUUUGUCAUCUUUUCUCCCAUUGAUGGGUGUUUUAUAUUUUCCGACAUUUCUGAAAUACGUGUGUAUUCACCACAUUUCUGUUAUAUUUCAAUCAAUCAAGAUAAAACACAUGCAUUGUUCUAUUAUAAUUCAAAAGUGGACAAGUAAACAAAGCAACCCCUUUUCGUUUGUUAAAGUGUGUGUUCUCUUUUGUUUCCUCGUCAUUUUCUCCCCCCUUCAGAAAGUUUUAUGUGCGCUUAUUGUAUUUAAGAGGAUGAAAUAAGAAAUGC